This is a messenger RNA of Lutzomyia longipalpis, 1017 nucleotides long. RefSeq lists its product as uncharacterized. The transcript has 3 exons. The record is from RefSeq and is a predicted model, not a curated record. Bases 1 to 1017 code for a protein of 338 amino acids. NCBI's taxonomy places the organism in Eukaryota, Metazoa, Arthropoda, Insecta, Diptera, Psychodidae.
AUGGAAGAUUUUACAAAGAUAUGGGAUAAUUUGAAUACAGCGAUUUUUACGGCUACUGUAAAGAAUAAGAAGAAUCCUGAGCAAGUGUUCAAUGCCUUCAUUAAGAUCCUUUCGGAUUCUGGAUCAAACACCUUUGGAAUAUCAGAUAAACUUCAGAAACAAAUGUUUGAGAGAGAAGGAAAGUUCUACAUAGAAUUUCUAAGUGAAGCUACAAAGCUGGCAAAGAACAUUAACGGAUUUGGGUUAUUCUUCCCAAAAUUGUAUCACUUUAGUAUGGAUCCAAUGAUAAUAAUAACUGAGAAUAUGGCCCCAAAGGGCUUUGAUAAAAAUACGGAAAACUAUUCAUUGGCUCAGAGUCAGUUACUUUUUGAACAUUUAGCUAGAUUUCAUGCCCUAUCCUAUUAUAUUCAUCACGAAUUGAAAAGAGAUUUAUCAGUUUAUGAGAACUUUUUGUGCAAGGAAUCAUCGGAGCAUAUUUCCAUUGCUCUAGGAGCGUAUAAGUUGCUAAUGGAAGUCGGGAAUGACUGGGAUGGAGGUCCAGAAUUUGUGGAAAAAAUGAGAAAAUUUGAACCUCAUUACUAUUCAACUAUGCGAAAUCUUAUGACAAUUGAUGCAUCAGAAGAUCAACAAAUUCUUGUCCUAACUCACGGUGAUUGUCACAAGCAUAACUACCUCUUUCGGAAUAAUAUGGAAGAUUGCUCAAUUAUUGAUCAUCAAUUGGUUUCAUGGCUAAGUCCUGGAGUUGAUCUCAUUGCAUCAUUCAAUACAUUUUGUGAACCAGAAGUUAAUAUCAAUUCCCGAGAUUACCUCCUCAAAUGCUAUCACAGAGAGUUCAAACAUUUGUUCUAUUGGACUGCAUAUUGUCCAUUAGCAUCAAUCGAUACAUCAUCAGAAAAUAGCAAGAGUUAUGCAGAACGAUUCAGGGAUGCUCUUGAUCAUCCUAGACAGAGGAAGCUGGCAAAAUUCUUUCCAACGUUCUUAAAUCGUGGAUAUUUAGACUACGAAGAAAAUAUAUAA